UUUACCUACCCAGCAGUCGUCAGCAGCACUGCUCACACAGACUUGGUGCAUAGCAACAGGUCAGCGAGCCUUGUGCGCUACGUUAGCAUUCACCGUGGACUAGGACAGAGGCCCAUUUAGCAGAAAUGGGAGCUACCGUUUCCUCAUGACCUCGCCUGGGAUUGUUUCCUCCCAUCCUUCAGCCGAGCUUCUGGCAAAGUCAGAAUACCACAAUGUGAGGUGAACAUGCUACAACAUGACCGCAUAUAUCCUGUGGACUGUAUUUACAUGGACGUUCAAGGGGAUACUGUGCACCUGCAGGUUCCUUUGGAUAUGCCCAUACAAUGCAAUCAAAUUCUUGCCACGGGAACAACACAUUACAGAGGAAAGAGGCCGCAAACUGAAACAACUAGUCGGUGUGGAAAGUAAAGUGGUUGCAGCCAUACCUGGUAGCCCUGACCGUACAACUGUCCUUCAUAAAAGACUGACCAAAACUGAGAAAGACAUACUGUCGCUUAAGACCAGGAUUGCGUGUGACAGAGCAUCAUGGGAACGGAGGUUUGCAGAGCUGCAAAAAAAACAGGAAGAGCUAUGCAAUCAGAUGGCCUCUGAGGCUGGAGUAUUAGUGAAAGUGGGCAGCUUUAAUGACCAAGGAGAGUCAGGAGUGGACAAUGGAGAAGUAUAUCAGGAGUGCUCGAAUCGCAAUCUCUCACGACUGAUGUACCAACACAGAGGGUCUGUCGUGUCGUCAAGAGGUGACACUUACGCGAGCAGUUUGUCAGGCAGCCAGUUGUCCUUGUCAUCGGCACUGAGCUCACGACCUUCCUCCUCCUCAUCUUCAGCCGCAAGUGUGAGAUCAUGGAGGACCACAUCUCAAGGGCAUCACCGAGUUUUUGUUCCCCACUCCCCCAUGGACCUGCAGCUGGGUCACAGGGUCAGAAUCAUGCUGCCAUCUGGACGGAUCAGCACGGGAACUAUUCGUUUCCUGGGCCACCUGCAGGGGGAGGCAGAUCUCCACCUUGGGGUUGAGCUGCAGACACCUGAUCAUGGAUUGCAUGAUGGCAGCCACAGGGGAUACACAUACUUCGAAUGCAAGCCUGGCUAUGGUGCCUUCGUACCAUUCCACAAACUACUGAUGGCCUGGGAAUGACAAAAAUACAGACCAGAUCAUGCAGACCUGCCCAAUUGGAUGCACUGAAUAUAGGACCAACUGAACGCAGAACAGUACUAUAGUCAUAGAUCUGAUACCUUGUUAAAAUGAGGUAAAUCUUUGUGUCAAAGUACAUACAUAAAAAUGAAAAAAAAGUAUGUCAUGAGUGUCUUGUCUGUGCGGAGACAUAAAUCUGUAUUAUUAAC
Thunnus maccoyii (southern bluefin tuna) is the source of this 1335-nucleotide messenger RNA. RefSeq lists its product as uncharacterized. Lineage: Eukaryota; Metazoa; Chordata; Actinopteri; Scombriformes; Scombridae. The transcript is spliced from 8 exons. The coding region runs from base 236 to 1129 and encodes 297 amino acids. The record is from RefSeq and is a predicted model, not a curated record.